Messenger RNA from Striga asiatica, 684 nucleotides. The record is from the annotation of a GenBank genome assembly. NCBI's taxonomy places the organism in Eukaryota, Viridiplantae, Streptophyta, Magnoliopsida, Lamiales, Orobanchaceae.
GUUCUCUCUAUGCGAGUGUGCACACAAUUAUGCACACAUGCAAACUUAAAAAAUGUCUUCAACAUAUGCUAACAGGGUGAUUGACAAGACAAUAGAACGAUAUCAAACAGCUUUGAAGACCCCAACAAUUGGCCCAGCCAAAGGCAUAGAUGAAAAUAUGCAGCAUUUGAAAGAUGAGACUGCUGAACUGCACAAAAAGAUUGAGCUCCUUGAAGUGUCCGAAAGAAUGCUCAUGGGAGAGAGUUUAGAUUCUUGUUCGAAAGGUGAAUUAGAACAGCUCGAACAACAAUUGGAACAAAGUUUGAAAAACAUCAGGACAAGAAAGAUCACACUGUUGAACGAGCAGAUUGAUCACCUGAAGCAACAGGAAGAGCGCCUGAUGAAAGAAAAUGCAGAACUAAGGAAAAGGGUGGACAGUGAACAACAUAGUAUCAAUUUUAUUAAUUUUGUUUAAAAAAAAAAAAUCUACUUGUGCACCGGUUGUGUGCACGGUAUAUUUUUCUUUCCCAUGAGACUAAUUCAGUAACUCGUUUCCAUUUGAUUAUCAAUAAAUUAUUACGAAUGAAGCAUGUAUAUGACGAAUAUACUCUUAGUAACGAUUGCAAUACUGAUCAGUCUUUACCCUUUGAGACGAUACAUUUAGUGGAUAGUUAUAGAUAGAGAUUUGGAUGAUGAAACAGACUG